Molecule: messenger RNA, 780 nt
Organism: Yamadazyma jaroonii
Lineage: Eukaryota; Fungi; Ascomycota; Pichiomycetes; Serinales; Debaryomycetaceae
Source: the annotation of a GenBank genome assembly
AUGUUGGAAGGUAAAUUUGAUGAAGCUUCAUUAUUAAAAAAGAUUGUUGAUGCUAUUAAAGAUAGUGUCAAAUUAUGUAACUUUAACUGUACUGAACACGGUUUAACUGUUCAAGCUGUUGAUGAUUCCAGAGUUUUAUUAGUAUCCUUAUUAGUUGGACAAUCAGCAUUCAGUGAAUAUAGAUGUGACAGAGAUAUUACUUUAGGUAUUGAUUUAGAAAGUUUCAGUAAAAUUUUAAGAUGUGGUAACAAUGAAGAUUUCUUAACUUUAUUAGCUGAAGACAAACCAGACAAUGUUAUGACCAUUUUUGAAGAUAAAAAGAAAGAAAGAGUAAGUGAAUAUUCAUUAAAAUUAAUGGAUAUUGAUAGUGAAUUUUUAAACAUUGAUGAUAUGGAAUAUGACUCUGUCAUUACUAUGCCAUCACCAGAAUUUGCUAAAAUCGUCAAAGAUUUAAAGAAUUUGAGUGAAUCAUUAAAUGUUGUUGUUACUAAAGAUUCAGUUAAAUUCUCAAGUGAAGGUGAAAAUGGUUCAGGUUCAGUGAUAUUAAAAUCUUAUAGUGAUAUGGAUCGUCCAGAAGAAAGUAUUAAUAUCAACUUAGAAAAUCCUGUUGAUUUAACUUUUGGUUUAAAAUACUUAAAUGAUAUCAUUAAAGCUACUUCUUUAGCUUCUUCAAUUACCAUCAAAUUAGCUGAUAAAACUCCUGCUUUAUUCGAAUAUAAAUUAGAUGCUGGUGGUUACUUAAGAUUCUAUUUAGCUCCAAAAUUCGAUGAAGAAGAUUAA